Vespa mandarinia (Asian giant hornet) is the source of this 1669-nucleotide messenger RNA. Its product is annotated as histone-lysine N-methyltransferase SETMAR pseudogene. The record is from RefSeq and is a predicted model, not a curated record. NCBI's taxonomy places the organism in Eukaryota, Metazoa, Arthropoda, Insecta, Hymenoptera, Vespidae.
GUUGUUCGGAAAGUAAUUUCGUUUUUUUCCGACAGAGGAUUUAAUUGUAUUUUUUUGCACUCAACUUCACAUUUAAGCCGCAUAAUCAUUAUAUGUUUUGAGAGCUGAUAUAGCAAGACUUGUGUGUGAAAAAGUCCGAUUGAUUUUACGCAGUAGUUUUUGGUUGGUGUCAAUAGUAGUUUAAAUGUUGCAAAUGGUGCAAAUAGUUUAAAUAUGGAUAGCAAUAAGCAGCAUUUUCGCUAUAUUUUUCUUUUUUACUAUAGAAAAGGUAAAAAUGCUGUUCAAGCUAGAAAGAAAUUAAUCGAGGUGUAUGAAGAAGAUGUGUUGUCAGUACGUUAGUGCCAGAACUGGCUUGCAAAAUUUCGAUGUCGAAGAUGCACCACGUUCUGGAAGGCCGGAUGAAGCUGAUAAAGAUACGAUAAAGGCAUUAGUUGAUGCAAACUGGCGAAUAACAACACGUGAGAUCGAUGAGAGGUUAAAUUUAUUAAAUUCAACUGUUUAUGACCACUUGAAAGGCCUGGGUUUAAGCUCGAAGCUCGAUAUAUGGGUUCCCCAUGUUCUCGCGGAGAGAAAUUUGUGUCCUCGCAUUGACGUCUGUGAUUCGCUUCUCAAACGUCACGAAAAUGAUCCAUUUUUGAAGCGCAUCAUUACUGGGGACGAAAAAUGGGUUGUAUAUAACAAUGUCAAACGCAAGAGAUCAUGGAGAAAAAAAGAUGAACCGGCUCAAAGGAUUUCCAAAGUCAAUAUCCAUCAAAAAAAGGUGAUGCUGUCUGUUUGGUGGUAUUUUAAAGGAAUCGUUUUUUUUGAGAUUUUACCGGAUAACACAAUAAUUAAUUCGGAAGUGUACUGUCAUCAGCUGGACAAACUGAAUGAUGCACUUCAACAGAAAAGGCCAGAAUUAAUCAACAGAAAAGGUGUAGUGUUUCACCAAGAUAAUGCGAGACCUCAUACAAGUUUGGUCUCUCGCCAAAAGCUUUUACAGCUUGAAUGGGAUACAAUGCUACACCCACCAUAUUCUCCAGAUUUGGCACCUUCGGAUUAUUAUUUGUUCCGGUCACUGCAAAAUUUUUUAGACGGUAAAACCUUCACUUCAAAUGAGGAGGUCAAAAACCACCUCGAUCAGUUUUUUGCCAGCAAAGACCAAAAAUUUUGUGAGCGUGGAAUCAUGCUACUACCAAAAAAAUGCUACUUCCAUUCUUUCGUAUCUGAGAUCGGAAUCGCACUUUUCUUCUAUAUUACGUCAAUUUUCCGUUAUAGUACGAAUUAUAUCCUCGCAAGCAUAUUAUACUAUUGUUAUUCUCUUUCAGCUGCUUUGAUAAAAUCCGUUUUCGAAGGAAUCAGACGAGAUUUAAACUUUUCUUGUUCUGAAGAUGGACGUAUAAGCGAGAAUAGAUAUAAAACACUGCUAAAUCGUUUGAUUACGUUUCCAGAAGUAUGGCCCAAUUUCUGUCGGUCCAGAAGUGCACGUUUCUCCGAUAUUACGCCAAUUCUCCAUUGCAGUUCGAAUUCUUCAUUGAUAGAAUCCGUUUUCGAAGGAAUCAGACGAGAUAUCCUGUUUUCUUAUUCUGAUUAUGGCCGGAUAAGCGAGAGCAGACAUUUAUACCAAUCUGUAUCAAGAAUUGCACGUUUCUCUGAUACUAUGCCAACUUCCCGUUGCUGUUCGAAAUGA